GGUGCCUUCCUCACCUUCCAGAAGGACGCCGACCAGAUCUACCCAGGAUGGAAGGAGAAGCUCGGCUACACCGGCGAGUCCUCGCUGCAGGCUGCCAGCUUCGACUGGGCAAAGAAGGCCUCGGCCGCGGCCUUCGUCGGCGCCAGCGUGGCCUCUGCCAAGAAGGAGAGCAGCGUCGCACGCAAGGCCCUGGACCAGUCCAGCCGAUAUGCGGACCUCUCCCUCGACGAGGCCACCCUGAUCAAGAAUGGCAAGCAUGUGUUGGUGGCGUACAUCAUGAAGCCGAAGGCGGGCUACGACUACCUGUUGAACGGGAACGUCCUUGCCGACUUGGAGUUCAGCAACGACAUCGGCUACCUGCCGGACGGCACACCCCUUAACAGGGCUGGGAACGCCAUCAACCACCCAGAGAACAUUGGUCCUGACAGCCAUGCACCUGGCUCGCCUUUGCCCCGUGCCAACUUCGUGAACUCCGUAGGCUAUCUUCCUGAUGGCACCCCACUCAACAGGGCCGGCAACGCCAUCAACCACCCGGAGAACAUCGGCCCCGACAUGCACACACCUGGCUCGCCCCUGCCUGCCUCCAGCUACAAGGCGGACAUUGGCUACCUGGUGGAUGGCACUGAUUUGGCCACGGCCGGCAACCUCUCCGUCCAGGGUGGCGCCGCGCCUGCUGCUGCACCAGCAGCGGCACCGGCCCCUGUGGUUGCAGCAGCUUUCGUCGGCUCCUCCGCAGCAGCUCCCUCGAAGGUCAGGCAUGCCGGCAACUUCGCGUAUGGUUUCCAGAGAGAUUCCUGGUCGGACUUGGAAUUCAGCAACGACAUCGGCUACCUGCCGGACGGCACCCCUCUGAACAAGGCCGGCAACGCCAUCAACCAUCCGGAGAACAUUCAGCCGGACAGCCAUGCUCCGGGAUCUCCCUUGCCUUCCGCCAUCUUCGUGAACGACGUUGGCUACCUGCCAGAUGGCACUCCGCUCAACAGGGCCGGCAAUGCCAUCAACCACCCGGAGAACAUCGGCCCCGACAUGCACACACCUGGCUCGCCCCUGCCUGCCUCCACCUACGCGCAGGACGUGGGCUACCUGGUGGAUGGAACUCCUAUGGAGAACGCUGGCAACCUCUCCGUCCAGUGA
Molecule: messenger RNA, 1134 nt
Organism: Symbiodinium sp. CCMP2456
Lineage: Eukaryota; Dinophyceae; Suessiales; Symbiodiniaceae
Source: the annotation of a GenBank genome assembly